Messenger RNA from Pseudovirgaria hyperparasitica, 810 nucleotides. RefSeq lists its product as uncharacterized. Lineage: Eukaryota; Fungi; Ascomycota; Dothideomycetes; Acrospermales; Acrospermaceae. The record is from RefSeq and is a predicted model, not a curated record. The transcript has a single exon. Bases 1 to 810 code for a protein of 269 amino acids.
AUGCCGUCAUAUGAGACGAACUCGAUUGCACUUGCAACCUUCAAUGAUAUUCUUUCACGAUACGAAACCUACGUGCCUUCAAAAUUACUUGAGCUCGAUCGCUUCCGCUAUAGCACGCUACCACAAGCUCUCACACACCGGCCAGACCGCAGACUCGAUCCCAGCGAGGUAGUGCAGCUUGUCGAAUGGAAGCUCAAACAUGGUACCUUCCGUCCAAAGCUAUUGAAUCUUGUUCGUGGCAAUAGUGACGAGGCUAUUGAGAGGACCACGAAGGAGGCAUUCGCCCAUCUCGAUCUCGAAAGCGAAGAUGUAAGCGUUACUAAAGCGCUGGCCAUUGUAACAAGGCUGUCCGGUGUUGGGCCGGCGACUGGAAGUCUUCUGUUAAGCAUAUACCGGCCAGAUGCUAUACCUUUCUUUUCUGACGAGCUCUUUCGAUGGUGUUUAUGGGAUAAGCCUGGUAAAGCGGGUACACGCGGCUGGCAGCGAAAGAUUGACUAUAACGCAAAGCAUUAUGAGAUGCUGGUUCAAGAAUUCGACUUGCUAAAGAAGAGGCUGAAUGUCAGUGCCCUGGACGCGGAAAGGGUUGCCUGGGUAUUGGGAAAAGAACAAGUGGAUAUUGAUGCUGAAGGUCAAGAGGAAGAUGUGGAUGCUGUGGACCAGUCGGCCGGCGAUAACGAAGACAAGCAGGAAGAAGACACCCCAACCGACGGUCUAAAGAGUAAAAAACGCAAAGCUGAAAUUAGUGAGGAGCUCAACGAACUGCCCAGGGGUGCCACAAGGAAAAGCAGUCGCAGAAAACUCAAAAGCUAA